GUCCUCGGUAUUUCUCCCGUACUGCCGUAUGCUAGCGUUCAAGAUGGAGUCCGUCAACAAAGCUGGACAUCUGAUGAGUCUAGCGGCUCUGCAGCAGUAUGACCCUUAUAUUAACAAGCUGCUCGACGUUACCGGGCAGGUAGCGCUGUAUAAAUUCAACUCAAAAGCAAACGAAUGGGAAAAGACUGAUAUUGAAGGCACCUUAUUUGUGUACGCCAGGUCAGCAUCACCACAUCACGGUUUCACUAUUAUGAACCGUCUAAGCACUGAGAACCUGGUGGAGCCGAUUAAUAAAGAUUUGGAGUUUCAGCUUCAGGAUCCGUUCCUCUUGUACCGGAAUGCCAGCUUGGGAAUCUACAGUAUCUGGUUCUACGACAAGGCCGACUGUCAGCGCAUAGCACAGUUGAUGGUACAAAUAGUGAAGCAGGAGACAUUGAGGGCUCAGCAGGCCUCUCCAGAUCGAGGACGAACGAAUGGUUGUGUUGAGACGAGACCGAUGGAUAUCCUGGAGCUGCUGAGCAAAGCCAAAGAGGAGUACCACAGGGUUAACACAGACGUCACUCCAACUCCAGACCCAGUUAAAGUAGAGAGCAUGAAGCCUACGGUUAUUGCUGCUCAGCAGGAGAAGCAAACACACGGUGUGGUGAAGCAGAUCACAGUGGAGGAGCUGUUCGGCAGCUCUUUACCCAAAAACCCAACCCCUCCAGCAGAAUCAAUUUCUGGCGAGAAUUUCUUGCGUGGAAUGAGCUACGGCCCUCCUCCCGUCCCCCUGGAGCCCCUUCUCACACAGUGUCUCUCAGCCAAUCCCCUGCUCCCUCAGCACUCUAUCUCUCCCGCCCUAAUGGCUCCAAGCGGGGCUGAGAACGUUCCAGCACUUGGAGGGCAUCGUGGGCAGACUGGGCCUCAGGCUGCGCCUAAGUAUAUAAAUCCACUCAAAAACGAUGGCCACGGGAUCCCAAAGCCGACAGCAGUGCCAGGCUUCAUGCCCAGCACGCUAGUCACGCCACAAAGUUUCCGAGAACCUACAGCCAAAGCACCAGCAGUUUUCACCAGCAAACCCGCAGCAUCUGCACAAACUAAAGAAGCUGGUACUUUUGCACAGCCGCAAGCCACAAAUCUGGUCAAACCCAUUCCAACCAAGGCGGGGCUAGUUGUGCCAGGGGACGAGCCGUCGUUGCUACUUUCCCCCAGUGUGUUCCAGCAGUCCACUACAAAAGCACCAGAGCUGCCAAGAAAUCCUGCUCCUCCACCGUCACCCCCUGCCUCUCUGGGGGCUGGAGAUCUUCCCUCAACAGUGUACAGCAAGACACAGCUUCAAGACGUUCUUAUACAUUUGAUAAAGAACGAUGCCCACUUCCUCAGCACAAUCCAUGAAGCGUAUAUGCAGAGCCUCACCAAAGACCUCAGCAAUGUCAAACUAUAGCCUCUGAGCCCAAACUCCUGGACUGAGUGCUCUUACUAUCAGCCCAGAGGCUGCGUUUAGGACAGAACCACCACAUACUGGUGCACUGGUUCUCUCACUGUAUUUUAGUCACAGAGGGAUGAAUCCAAAGGCACACAUCACUCGUUUGUUUCGACUCAAGCUUCAGGAUGACCACAUAGCCAUGGUUAUCCCACACCUGAGCCCCGGCUAUUCUGAUUAUUGAGGUGGAACACUCACUUCUUUUGUCUAAUCAUUGUUCUUCUCAUCUUGUGUGGUCACUCGUCACCCUGUCUGUCAUUCCAUCUCUAGCUGAUCUAGCUUAUGGCUAAGAUUAUGAAAUCAGGUGCAAUACAAGCUUUUUUUUUGCUUUUUUUAAGUCAUGUUUAGGGAUGCAUUUAUUACCAUUUUUUAUUUAAUUUUUUUUCAGAUCAACCACGUUUUUUUUUUUCCCCUUAAUAUUUGUCAAUAGCAAUACCGAUGCUGAAAUGAGAAACCUAUUUGGUAUCAAUCAGAGACAUCAUGGAACAUUUUAUUUAGCUCUGUUUAUGUUGGUUGCUGCCACAAUGAACUCCUCAUGCUCAUUUUAUGUUUAAGAUGUUAUGGUGUUAAAACAGUAGCUUUACUAGCGCGCAACAGCAGCAGACCAGAGCAGUGUCAGCGAACAUAUUUAAAUGCACCUUGCUGUGAAUUGCACCUUGAUUCACAAGCAAAAUAUAAACCCCCAAGUAUAGCACAAGUUGCUCAGUGCUCACUCAGCUGAUGUGCUCUCUACAUGCUCCACCUUAAAAAAAAAAAAAAGUCAUUUUUAGUGACUAUGCUUGCUGAUACUGCUCUGCGCACUUACUAAGAAUACUGUUUAAAUGCCAUAAGAUGUUUUAUUAGGAUACUUGUAUUGUAGGAAGUUGCUGUAGUAGCUCCUCUUGAUAUAUUCGCAGAGCACUGAUGUAUGUCCACAUCGCUUUCAUUUUGUGCCAUCUGUUCAUUCGCGUGACAGUGUUAUCACACACGGUGUGACGUGAUAUCGGAUGUUGUAUUGGGGUGUUUUUUUUCGAGUAAAUGAGGAUGUUAUCAAACCUAUAACCAAUUCCAGUAUCGUAUCGCUGCCUCCCUAGUAACCAUGGCUUUCUUAUAAUUAAAAUAAUGCCCCACGAUUAAGUUUUCAAUAGAAACCUGAGGGAAGACCUGCACUUUUUUCGAAGUAAUAUUUGGACCCAGGUUCAGAAGUGAGAUAUGGUAACCUUGAUGUAUUACACUAGUGCUCGUGAUGCAUUUUAAACUGCAGUAGUAUUUCUGCAAUCAGCUUUAUUUGCACUGGAUAAUACGAGUACAACUGCUUAUUGUAGAGUGAUAAAUUAGUUUGAUUAUAAAUAUGGUGUUAUGAGUUAUGAAAUAGCUUUUGAACUCCGAUUUCAAUAUUUCAGUCCUCAACGUUCUUCUGCAAGUUUAGGAUGAGUGUGAAGUUUUGCCAUCACUUUGUGAUUUGCAAUGGUUUGAUUAAUUAAAGUACAAGAACAAGACUGUCACGCUGAGCAGGUCAUUUUAAAUGAAGUGGAUUUGAAUAAACUUUAGGACUUGCAUUGAGUUGUUGAUUUAUAAGAUUCAACAUUCAAUUUGGUCUGCAGCCUUUUAAUAGUUAGGCAAAUGCCAAAAAAAAUAAAUUAGCAAAUGUGCAGUAGCAUAUGAUUCUGGUUUAAAACCUUUUCUAUGAUAUUGAUGAAGCCCUCCACUAUGUGGCGCUUUUUGGUUGUUUUUUUUCGUUUGUUUUGUUUUUCUCUUUAGAUACAUACAACCUGUGAAGUCUUCUUAAUGCAAAUAUUUCCACCUGUGUGAUGCUGGUAACUGAUUAAUAUCUCCCUUUAUGUCUAUUUUUGUCCAGGUGAAUUACAAAUAACUUUCAGUAAUUAUGAUGCAUUUAUGGUGGCAGCAUGGAAAUAGGAUACAUUAAGAAAGCUCAACCAUGUAAUUCAGAUUUGGUUAUAAUGGAAACCUCACUAAAGUAAUCAAGCAGCUUUAAAGUGUUAUACUCGUUUGGAAGCUUGAAUGUAUCUUGUCGGCAGCUCUGUUCCCCCUCAAGCUUUUCUUCAUUUGAAAAAAAAAAAUCUGUUUGGCAAAAAAAAAAAAAGUCACAUUUUUCAUAUACCCUGAUUGUAGUCGAUCAAAUAUAACACUUUUUUUUGGUGACCAGCUUUUGUUUCUUUACUUAGACAUUCAGCUACAUGGUGACGUAUUGUUGAUGUUUAUAGAUACAGUUUAUAGUCAUUACACUACUUGUGGAUUAAAUGUGGAUUACAUUCAAAACUUCAGUGUAACGCAAACAUGUGAGGGUGAUUGACUAUAUUUGGAGUAAAAAAUGCAUUAGUACAUGAUCCAUCUUUAGGUUUUGGGGGGAGGUUUUUUGUUGUGUUUUCCAAAUGAUGUUCAUUAUAUUGUCAUGAUUGUUUUUCCCUCAACCUUUUACAUUUUCUUCAUUAAGUUAUUUUCUGUCUUUUUCUCCAGGAAUAGUAUAAGCAAUUCCUAGAACAGCAAUUUCCGAAAUCUGCUAAAAUGCAUGUUACUAGAGUGUGCGCUGAUGGAACGGUCUAGAGAUCACUUAUUUUUUAAAGUCAUUAUCCUUUUUAAAAUUCUUUGACAGGUCUGUUAAGCUAAUUCAGUGUACAAUAAAACCGUUCUGUUACCUCUGCUGA
This is a messenger RNA of Ictalurus punctatus (channel catfish), 4107 nucleotides long. RefSeq names its product decapping mRNA 1A (gene dcp1a). NCBI's taxonomy places the organism in Eukaryota, Metazoa, Chordata, Actinopteri, Siluriformes, Ictaluridae. Bases 29 to 1423 code for a protein of 464 amino acids. The record is from RefSeq and is a predicted model, not a curated record. Gene Ontology annotation, biological process: deadenylation-dependent decapping of nuclear-transcribed mRNA; deadenylation-independent decapping of nuclear-transcribed mRNA; positive regulation of catalytic activity. Gene Ontology annotation, cellular component: P-body. The transcript has 10 exons. Gene Ontology annotation, molecular function: mRNA binding; enzyme activator activity.